AUGAUGAGCUCUCUUGUUUGUUGUAAUAAAUGUUUUUUAACUCCAUUAGAAGCUAAAGAUGUUAGAUUUUUACUUCUCACAUGUUUACAUUUAAUUUGUGAACAAUGUUUCAGUAAAAUUAAUAAAUUUAGUGAAUUUAUAUCUACAAAAACAAUCACAUGCGUUGUAUGUACCAAGAAUGUCUGUUUUACAAAUAUUGGAAAAGGUAUGAGAGAGACUGAAAAGGAAUUAUUUGAGGACAUGUCAACAGUUAUAAAAAAAAUGGAAACAAAAUUGCUAAGAAUUGCUAUUUUUCAAGAAAGACAACGCCAAAUAUGGAAUAAAAAAAUGAAAGAAAGAAUUAAUUCCAAUUUUAAAAUUUUAAAAAACAAAAUGUUAGAAGUACAAAAAAACGAAGUUAAUGUAGAUGACAAGGAAAAAGAUGUGGAAGCAAUAAAAAUAAAACUUUAUAAGAAAAGAAAACAGCUGCAAAAUUUAAAAGAAAAAUGCAAAGCAUUAAGAGACUUUAAUCUUCUUACCAGUAAAAAUUACAACGCUCCUAAAUCAGUUAGUCUUACACGUUCAGCAACUAUUUCACUACCCCCAGAAUAA
Molecule: messenger RNA, 591 nt
Organism: Strongyloides ratti
Lineage: Eukaryota; Metazoa; Nematoda; Chromadorea; Rhabditida; Strongyloididae
Product: Zinc finger, RING-type domain and Zinc finger, RING/FYVE/PHD-type domain-containing protein
Exons: 3
Coding region: 1-591 (196 amino acids)
Biological process (GO): protein sumoylation; reciprocal meiotic recombination; homologous chromosome pairing at meiosis
Cellular component (GO): synaptonemal complex
Molecular function (GO): SUMO transferase activity
Source: RefSeq, a predicted model, not a curated record